Molecule: messenger RNA, 4082 nt
Organism: Carassius auratus (goldfish)
Lineage: Eukaryota; Metazoa; Chordata; Actinopteri; Cypriniformes; Cyprinidae
Gene: mier3b
Product: mesoderm induction early response 1, family member 3 b
Exons: 13
Coding region: 56-1687 (543 amino acids)
Biological process (GO): negative regulation of transcription by RNA polymerase II
Cellular component (GO): nucleoplasm
Molecular function (GO): histone deacetylase binding; transcription corepressor activity
Source: RefSeq, a predicted model, not a curated record
CUGUGUAUAUCCGGGUACUGCAGCACAGCCAACCUAUGAGGCCAAAGACACCAAUAUGGCGGAGGCUUCCUUUGGGAGUUCGAGCCCUGUUGGCUCAUUGUCCUCAGAGGAUCACGACUUUGAUCCAACAGCUGAGAUGUUAAUUCAUGAGUAUGACGAUGAGAGAACUUUGGAGGAGGAAGAGCUUUUGGAGGGAGAGAAGAAUUUCAGUGCGGAAUUGUCAGACCUGGAGAGGGAGGGGAACAUGCCAAUCGAGGAGUUGUUAGCUAUGUAUCGUUAUGAGGCGUCAGCCAGUAUGGGGGCGGGAUCUAGCAUGGACAGUUCCUCUGUUGAACUAGCUGAUGAUCUGCCUGACAUGACUCUGGAUAAGGAGGAGAUAGCAAAAGAUCUCUUGUCAGGAGAUUAUGAGGAGGAGACCCAGUCCUCUGCUGAUGACCUGACCCCUUCUGUCACCUCCCACGAGGCCACCGACUUCUUCCCUAGAACACUCAGAUCCAACGCAAUAUAUGAUGGUGAUAAAGAAUCGGAGGGGGAGGAGGAUGGUGUGAGCAGUGAAGAUUCUAGAAAGGAAAUAAUGGUCGGCUCUCAGUAUCAAGCAGAAGUUCCAGUUGGGCUUAGCCACUAUAAUGAUGAUGAAAAAGCGUAUGAGGAGGAAGAUCAGCUGCUGUGGUGUCCUGACAUGCUGUCAGAGAGUAAAGUGAAAGACUACCUCAAAGAAGCGCUGUCACAGUCUACAGGCGAAAGUACAGAAAAUCCCACACCUGAACACAUACGAGAUAACGAACAGGCCUUGUUUGAGCUUUUGAAAUGUAAUUUUGACAUCUGUGAGGCACUGACGCGACACCACAGUAAUGUGAAGACUUUGAAAGAAGAAUCCCCACCAUGGUCAGAGGAUGAAUGUAGAAAUUUUGAACAUGCGCUGCAGAUUUAUGAGAAAAACUUCCAUCUUAUUCAGAAACACAAGGUUCAGACCCGGACUGUAGCUGAAUGUGUGGCUUUUUAUUAUAUAUGGAAAAAGUCUGAACGUUUUGAUUACUUUGCUCAACAAAACCGAUUUGGCAAAAAGAAGUACAGUUGUUACCCGGGUGUGACAGACCUGAUGGACAGGCUGGUGGACGAGGCGGAGGGUCUGGCGGUGGACAGCUCGUCAUCGGUGUGCUCAGCAGGAGCUGGGGGACGGAUGGAGGCAUCGGCAGAGCAACAGCUCGGCCUGCUCAACUCCAUCACUGCCAGUGACCUCACAGCCAUUAGUAACAGCGUAGCAACCGUGUGCAAUGGUCCAGGAGACAUAAGCUGUUUAGACUCCCCGUACUUCCCACCUCUGGAGAGUUUACACCGAGGAGCCCUGAACCAUGAUGAUCAGCUCAACUAUGCUACAAAUGGAGACGGCUGCCUCAACAUGCUGGAUUCUGGCUUCUACCGCUCAGACCUGGGCCAGAUCAGUGUGUGCAGCACCAAAGACUGCGAACGGCCCUCCAAGAGGCUCAAGAUGGGCCUUUCGGAGUCCUUCAUCAACGACGUGUCUGUUACUAACCUGGACUUUGAGGGCAGACGCGCACAUCGCAUUACAGGUGCCACAAUGGCGGUGUCUGUCACAGACUUCAGCAGCAUAGCUAACACCGAAACCAAUGGUUUUCUCGGCUCACAUUCACGACACCACCAUCACACUGCACUUCAGUCUGACUGACUCUCUUCUGCCAUCCAGACACACAUUCAUCCGCUCACUGACUAUUAGUUCUUUUUUCAAUUAAAAAAAAAAAAAACCUAUAUAUGAAUAUACUUUUUGGUCUUUUUUUUUUUUUUGUAAUAUGACAUCAGUGAUGUCUUUAUUGUACAGAGCUAAGAAAUCUUGAUUUCUCAAGAGUUUAAAUAGCCAUUUAUUUUUCUGGUCUUCAGAUAUUUAAUAUCCUUUUUGUCUUUGGUGAUACACAGUUAAACCUAAAUGCUGGAGCAGAGAGCCGUGGUCUCUUACUGUACUCAUCCCAACCCCUGCAUCUUUAACUUUUACUGUCUCACAGUGUUGUCGCUGUCACCGAAACAGCAUCUUUUGUUGUUGAUGUUUUAGGAUUUUUCAUGUAUGUGUGUUUGUUUAAAAACCUGGUACUUUUUUUCAGUGUUUACACCACCCGAGAUAGACUAAGCCUUGGGAAAUGUAGCAUUUUAUAUAUCAGGAAACUGGCUUUUGUAAUUGAAAUUAGUGAUGACUGAUGCUUUUUCUCCUAUUUUCCCCCCUUUUAUAUUUUGCUUAAUUCUUAAGUAGCAUGACUGAAAUGAACACCGAUUGAAUAUUUCUUGAACUGCGCACUGUAAAAAAAAUGUUUUUCUAGUCCCCAAGUUUUCUUUUUGCCCAAUAUUUGGCCCUCAAAUAAUAAUGUAAGCUUCAAUAUCAUUAUAUUAUAAAUUGGCUCUAUAAGGCAGUCAUCUGCACUUGACAGUAUUAUCAUUAGUUGUGUGUAAAUAUUAGACUGUGGAAAGUGAUGUUUAUGAUUCCCCUUUGAGCUACUGAAGCUAUUUAAAUGCUACUCAUUACUACCACAGGUUAUUCUGCUAGUGCUCUAAACUGCAGGCGCUUUAGUACAGAUUAAACCAGUGUUAUUUUUAUUUUCAGCUAUGCAUUAUGUAUAUCUUGUAGCUGCCAUGGGUACUUAAAACACCUGAAUAUUAAUUGAGCUAAUUGUUAAUCACUCUUUAUGUUAAGCUCACUGUCUUAAGUUCUUUACCAUUGUUGUAUAUUGUAUGCAUGAAGCAGAUUGGACUCUUGUUGAUCCUUUUGACAUAUAAUUGCCAAAAAGCAGUCAGCUUGCCGCGCUGUAUCAAAACCGAUACUUGCCUCAGAGUUUGAGUCCUUCCUGCUAUUUGCAUUUUGAAAUUUACCAUGGAAUUAAUUUGUAUACUAAAAGCCCUGACUUUAACUAGGGCAAUGCAGAAUGAUGAAAAAAUGGUCUUAUGGCAAUAAUAUGUAGAUAUGUAUAGGUUGUUGUACUUCUUUAAGUCUUACAAUAUUCAUAGCUUAUUUUGGUCUUUGUUUUGUUUACUGCAGUAAGAGACGUCAAAAAGAUGCAUGCUGAUUUUUAUUUUGUUUGAAAGAGAGAUGAAAAAUUGUAGAAAUGGAAAUAAUUUAUGGACACUCCCAUUUAAACCCAUUUGUUCAUCUCUUUGCUCAGUAGACUGAGGAGUUUCAUUUGUUCACCGUGAUUCUUACUCCUGAUACUUAAUGGCUGCUAUUAGUAAUGUGAAGAGUCUAUUUUCUAUUGAAAGCACUGCAGUUGCAAUUAUAAGUUGAGUUGAAAGUCUUGUGCAUCUACAUUGUUAAUAGAUCGAGAAGUACUUGUUAGUAGCAUGUUUGGAGCUGCGAAUACAGACGAUGAUCAAAAUGGGUGCCAUUAUUCCUUGACGGGGGUUAGAAAGCAUUACAAAGUGUUUUACUCUGUCAGGUUUUUUUUUUUUUUGUUCAAAAUAUUUUCAGUAUCUACAUCUAGCAGAGAACUUUAUCAUGCUCAACAAACAAAUGUAGUACAUGGUGCUCAUAUACAAAGUUUUAAUUUUCAUACUUUUAAGUGUCUGCUCCUACUAUUAUGUAUUAGUACUUUUUUAUAAAUGAUACAGUAAAUUUCAGCUUUGCUGAAGUACAUUUAUCCCCAAAUAUUUGCAGAUUGUUUCGAUUUAAAGACAAACUAAAAUAACAGAAUGUACUGGUUGUUUUGACCUUUAGAGUUAAACGUUUUACAGUUUCAAAAUAUUGAGAGAAGUUUAGUGAAUUGUCCUCAGAGGAUUUGGGUGUGUGAUUGUGCUUUAUAUAUUUAAUUUAGAAUUUUAAAGGAAUUAUUAAAUAGAGGUUUUCACAGCGGGUGAGAGGGGGUGACUGGUCAAAUUUGUGAAUAAAACCAACAAAUCCUAUAAAUGUAUAUCCAUAUACACAGACAAUCAUAAGUAAUUACAGAAUUAUUCAGAUUUCUCUAAUGUUUAUAAAACAUGUACAUAUAAUUGUAUUGCUUUUUGUUUGGUUUCUCAUUAUUUUGUAUUUUUGUUGUACUUUAUUACUUGGUGUAAAAAGCUCCAGAAAUAAAAGCCCUGGAAACAAA